UCGUCACCCCGUCAGAUGAUACCGAGUAGCAGGAGUCCACCAAAGACCCUUCCAACGCCUCCGAACAAAGCCUCCAGCUCAGAUUGGGCAGACUUGGCGAACACCAGAACAGGAACCGUAAAGCGACGGCCCUGUUCACAGGGGUCCAAAGAAGGGUCGCCACCAGACGAUAUUGAACGUGGAUUUGUGUUCCAGAAGCGGAACGGCGAUGACGGUUGUAAAAGCGAGCAGCCUAAUGCGAUCGGUGGAGGUGGAGACGACGAGCUGGGAGCGAGUCUUUCUAAUCGAGGAAACAUGAAGAGUGCGAAACAGUCCAAAAUUGCGGUGCUUCGACAGAAGGUUGAUGACAGUGCGGCGGGCAGUAAAAAAGUAAAGAGUCCCCCGGCAGGUUCUAAAAUAUCCGUCUUUCAGAAAACAUCCAAUCUACUGACGAAAACAACGAGCGACAAUAAAGCCACGUCUCAGCAGCAAAAACUUAAAAACAACAUAAUCCCUCCUAAAAAGCUAGUCAAACAAUCAACCGUCAGUGGGGAAGGCGUUGGCCGUAGCCUGAAAAAAGUUUCUUUCAUCCCUGGCCUCUCGGUGGUGGAAGGAGCCCCAAUCAAGUCGAGCACGGUAAAAGCGAUUGUACGCUCCAGACAGCAAUCCCUCAGUGACACGGGCGUACAGUUUAAAGAACUUUAUCGGGAUUUUCCGCUGGGGGGAAACAGUUCUGCCCUGUCAGACGCGGAUCAAGUAAAUCUACCUGCCCCACCACCGUUGCCACCCUACAGAGAGCCUCCUCCUCCACCUCCGUCCUCAACGACGACUGGCAAGGUGGUGUUGGAAGUCAUCCAACAGGAUCUAAUUUCAAUGGAACCUGUCAGCAGGAAUGAAGACGUCAUACCGGCGGCAAAGUCCAAACUCAAGGGAUUCGGCAGCCUCAGUAAGCUGAUAUCGUCUUCCACGGGGCUGGGGGAGAAGAAAAGCAAUAAUUAUGUGACACUGCCACCUUCGCCGAAAAUGAGUAAAAUGUCUUCCAAAGGAGCAGUUGAACUGCCUGCUCUACCGGCACCAACACCUCCUUCACCGCCACCAGCUCCGGAUGUUGUUGGCGUUGAAGGUAGACAGCAAUCACCAGACGAUAUCCUAACGAAGCCGGAGUUUUCGUCUUUGCUGUUGAAAAAUCUUCCCGUCCGGCAGAGGAAGGGUGCGGUUCCUCAUUUGGAGAACUAUUGCCUGUUUGACCCGUCGGUUGAUUUCUUCAACGAGAAAGAACACAAGAUGAGAACGAUUCCGGAAACGGUGGAACUGGCCGACCCAAUGCUGUAUCAAAACCCUUUGAUCUACGACGCGGUGGAUCGCGAUUCCGAUAACUACUUUACAAUUGAACCGGAAUCAUACGACGUGGAAGCCAGGAAUCGUCUGUCUUUGGAGAAAGUUGAAGAGAAAAUUGACGAAAUCUUCAACAAAACCAGAACGUCUUCGUCUUCCAGUGGAUCCAGUCCCGACUACCCGUCCAUGGUUAACUCAGUAAUCGAGACCCCUUCGUCCAAUCUGGAAUCCACGGACGAAAGUGAUUACGGUUUUAGGAAUCGAUUGAUAGACCAGCUUAAGGUGGUACCGAAAUCGAUUUCCGGUUCAAUCAACGGUGACCAGCAGGAGUCCUCGUACUACGGCGUGGUAACGAAGUCAGCUGUCACUCAGUUCGAACGACUCCACCGUCAACAGUCAGCCUCCCUUCCGAAUUCACCCCUGCUUCAGCAGCGAAAAAGUGAUGAAUCAUCGUCCUCAUCACCACCCUCCAGUUCUGCCAAGACAACCGAUUCAUCCUCCAACGAACCGUCCUCCUCAGCCCAUGGCACAAUUUGUUCGGAAGGACCAUCUUCCUGCAGUCCUCCACCUCCGGCGCCCGCAUCAUCGAACCGCCCGACAUCACACAGGGCGACGAAAAUUAAAUCAGACCCGCCCGCCAGCAAGGUUAAUUUUUUCCCCUUCCUCUCCUUCGAUCCCCUCAAAUCAAGUGUCUCACUGCCCCAUCUCCAGAAACCAUACACCGGAGCAAUCAGCAAGCACAGUGUCCCAUAUCGCAAUGCCUCCCUCGACUCGACGCCCCUCUUCAAUCGUCUACGGAAGCAGCGUCCACUGUCGAAUCACAGCGACGCCGAUAGUGGUUUCCUCAGCCCGGCUACACCGCCGGAUGCAACCGGACAAACCAUUCAGAAUCAAAUCCUCGCCGUUGAACAACAGCAAAGACAACAGCAGCAACAGCAGCAGCAGCAGGUUAACAAUAGUGAUACGGUGGUAGUGUUGGAUCAGUGCGAUAGCAUCCAGGAGUUGAUUCAGAUCUACACUGACUGGGCCAACUACUACCUGGAGCGGGCCAAAUCGAAGAAGAAGGUCUCGGAUCUGUCUGCGGACUGCCGUGAUGGACUGCUGCUGGCCGAGGUGAUCGAAGCGGUCACCACAUUCAAAGUACCUGAUUUGGUGAAGAAACCAAAAACACCCCAACAUAUGUACGACAACGUCAAUUCCUGUCUCACCGUACUGAGACAGCAUCAAGUUGGCGGUCUUGAAUCAGUCACCCCAAACGACAUCUGCAGCGGUCGGCUGAAAGCAGUGCUCUCCCUAUUCUUCGCUCUCAGUCGAUAUAAGCAGGCGACCAAGCAGAAGGCAGCAGCCGUCGCAGCAGCCGUCGCAGCAGCCGCAGCAGUGACAUCAACCGGCGGAUUCGUCACUCACCACCAACAGCAAACCAAAGUCGAAAUCCAUGCUCCGCCAGCCGACAUGACGAACCGACAACUGCCGGUGCCCUACACCAAACCGGGGGUCAAUGGAGGCACGGCCAUUCCGCUGCCGGCGACCGUUAUGGUCACCCGGCGAUGUCCACCGGAUAAAGUGAGGCCGUUGCCACCGACCCCGAACCAGCAGACGGGACUUCAUCCGGGCCUGCAGAAGCAUACCCUAGCCAGCAGUGGCGGCGGAGGAGGGCCAGGUGCCAGUGCCGGUAGCGGAAGUACCCCACUCGAUGGCAACAGCUGCCCGGGGAGUCCGCAGCAUAAUGGGACGGCGAUAAUAACGCAGAUCCCCAAAGGAGGCAGCAGUCUCCGUCAGCCACAGACGACAUGCAAGAUUCCGGCCAGUCCCUAUGCGGCCCAAACCACCAAUGCCAUCAACCACAACAAUAACAACAACAACAGCAACAGCGGCAGCAACCACAACAACAACGUCACCCUUAUCCCGAAUGGAAACGUUACCAAUAUCCCAAACCCAACGCAGAAGCAAUCGAUGCUGGAAAAGCUAAAACUGUUCAACAGCAAAGAGAAGCAGGACAAAACUUCCAAAUCGACCAUUUCCAAACGAACCAGCUCGAGCAGCGGAUUUUCCUCGGCUCGAAGCGAAAGGAGCGAUUCCAGUCUGAGUUUGAAUGAUGGACCCGUGGGGAAGAUUGGCAAGGAAGCUAGUUUGGGCAAAAAAUCCGACACUGCCAGUAGUGCCAAAGUCAAAUCAUCCAAACUCAUCUCAUCCAAGUCCAGUUCGAAGGAUGCCUCUGGAUUGAAGGUUUCAUCCACGGGGAAAUUGAGCGGGGACAAGGGAAAGGCGGGUAAGGAUCAACCCGAUACGCACAUUCCGAUCACGGCACCGAAGGCGCACAAAAUUCCGAUGGCAGCGGCCAUGACGACUGCGACCAACGUCAGCGGAGGCAAUCCGAAGACCGAAUCGAAACUGAAACCUGCCUCUGUGGGAGGUACGGGCAGCAGAAAACUUGAUGCAAAAUCCGAAAGUAAAACUAGUUUGCUGCUGCACCAGCAGCAAAUGCAGCAACAACAACAGUCACAGUUGCAACCUCCGAAAACGAUGGUGGCUCCACCGUCAGUCAAUACUGGGAUUCCGAAACCGAUGGCCGCUGUGAAGGGAACGAGCAAACCGUCACCGCAACUAGUUCUUCAGGAUCACAUACCAAAGGACGAACUUGCAAAGCUGGACCGAGCGCUGGCCGGAUUCGGAGGACACCAGAAUGGCCUGAUCUCACCGCAGCAUCUUCCAAACAACAUAUCAAACAACAACAGUGAUCGAAUGAAUGUGAUGAAUACAAUCAGUGUCAGUGGUAACAACAACGUCCUUGGAAGUCCUCUGAAGCUAUCGGCGCAGCAUCAGCAGCAGCAAAUGCCAAGCUGUAUGAGUGAUAGUAUGCACUCCAACUCGACCCAGGGCGCGUCCAUCGGUCAGCACUCCAACUCCAGCGAGUCCAGCAGUAUCGUCUAUCGCCCGAGUGGAUCGGAAAGUGGCUCCGAGCACAUCUCCAAUCUCAGCUCCCCGCACAAAUCAUCGUCCUCGUUCCUAUUCAACGAUGUCAAUUUGAACAACAACAACAACAAUAAAUUCAACACCGUCCCGUCGAAAAUACUGAACACUGCCCAACACCCGAAUGGGACCAUCUACGAGCAGGAGGAGAAGCAAAUUACCGUCGUUCCGAUGCGACCUCUGCUCCGUGGGUACAACAGUCACGUCACUCUGCCGACGCGAGGUGCCCGCGGACAUCACUACAUAUCGGAGUACUGCGAGGACCUGGGCGGGCAGGGCUAUUGCAGCGAUGGAGACGCACUGCGGAAAGUUCCCGCACGCUAUUCGGACUCGAUGGAGAACGGGUAUCUCUCGGAGGGAGGUGGCGGCGGCUGCAAUGGAAGCAGCAUGAUGACACGCCAGCAGUACAUCAGCUCCUUGAGGAAUCGAACGCCGCUGCCCACGACGAUCGAGGAAAGAUGCCGCAGCAGUCGAGGUGAUAAUCUGGAUAGUAUCGGAACGAGCCUGGCUGGACAGACGAUGGAUGCGGUAAAUGGAAAGGUUUCACGGCAGCAAAAUGGCUCUGCGUCUGGACCCGGUGGUCGUGAGUACUGGGGACGAAUGCCGGAACCUCCAUCGACACUGAAUGGUCACCCGCAGCAGCAACCGCCAUCCAGCAAUCACAGUCAACAGGGAUCUCAACCAACCAGUCCAACUUCGAGCCGCAAGGAUCGUAGUUCACCGGGCCAUUCGAGAAAGAGUAGUUCAUCAUCCAAAAUUGCCAGCAGCCGAACGAAGGGAGUUCCGCAGGGCUUCGGUUACGUAAAGAAGACCAACGGGAGUGUAGAACAGCAAGGGCAGUCGUUACUCACGGGAGGACGAACGGCACACGUUUCAGCAGUGCCCAGAUCUGGGAAACUGAAAGUUUCCGGCGGUACGCAGACCACUACGGCUGAUUUCCAAGCUAAAGCACAACAACACCCUCAGUAUCGUAGUUUUUCGUUGACCGGACCGGGAGCGGCACAGCUGAGCCAAUCGGUCAAAGAAAGGUUUGGAUCUGGAACGCAUAGUUUGCCAAAGCCCGGUUUAGAUAUGCAUGUCUUCCAACAUAGAAUAUCCACCCGUGGGUCCACUAAGCUAAACGACGGUAGCCUUAGCGAUACGCAAACCUACGCCGAAGUGAAGCACGACUACGGCAGCUACGCUAUGUGGCUCCGCCAUUCGAACACUGCCUCCAGUCGACUCUCAGAGGGCGAAUCCCUCGAGAGUUUCUCCAUCGGAUCCGGCGGGACUGGUGGCAGUGGUGGAGGUGGUGCUGGUGGCGGUGCUGCCGGAACCGGUAUGCCUGGUGCUACUCGACCAAGCAAGCUGUUGCACCAUGCUCGCGGCGAAACGCAGCCAGCCAUGCAUCACGCGGCCACCACACACAGUCCUCGGUUGAACAGAAGCAAUAGCAUAAGCUAUUUGAAAGAAAGGACCUACCCCAGAUCUACCAAGUCGGAAAAGAUGUACCCUUCGAUGCUGAGCCGAGGACCAGACGUGGACAUUGAGCCGUACUACUGCCUGCCAGUGGGCACUGUGCCCGGUGGAAAUGGAAUGGUCCCCUGGAGUCAACCGACCUCACCGACACCGCCGGCACGUGGCUUUGCUGGAUUGCUAUCGCCCACGCACACCAAUGCCUCCCACAGACUCACCUAUCCGAAGAAGAACGACGAAGUUCACGGAAGUCAAGCCUCGCUCCUGUCCGGAGGUUCAUCGCUGUACGGUUCGACGGAGGAACGGCAAGCCACGGAGGUGCGGCGUUUGAAGCGGGAGCUCAUCGACGCCCGGGAUCAGGUGAUGAGCCUCUCCAGCCAGCUGUCAACUAACGCACACGUCGUGGCGGCAUUCGAGCAAAGUUUGGCCAACAUGACCCACCGGCUACAAUCGUUGACGGCUACGACGGAAAAGAAGGAUAGCGAAAUUUUGGACAUGCGACAGACAAUUGAGCUGCUGCGGAAGCAAUCGAUCCAGGCUGGCCUAACUACCGCCCAUAUGCAGAGUAUGGGCGUACAAGUUAACGGACAGGUCAAUGGAAAUGGAAACACAGAUCAGAAGACAUCGCCACCACUGCCAACCGGUGCGGAAAUGCAAAGGCAUCAUAGUUCCGACUCUAUGUGCUCUUUGAAUUCGGUCAGCUCUGGCUGUUCGGCUCAGGAUAAGAAGAAGAAAAAGGGAUGGCUACGAAGUUCCUUCACCAAAGCAUUCUCCCGCAAUGCAAAAAUCUCCAAAACCAACCGCCACGUGAGUCAGUCGUCAAACCUAGACCAGGGUUCACCGGCGUCCGGAAACCAUCACCAUCACCAUCACCACCAUCAUCAUAGCAGUAGCAAUGGAAAUAAUAAUCACCAGCAGCCUUCGACGACGAUGGGUCCAAUCGGUGAGAAGCAAUCCGGAAUCGGACCGCCAAACGCACAACUGCCCCCGCCGUCGCCCACCAAAAACGGUAGUCCGCACAAAUCCCUUACUCUGGUUGAAAACGGUAAAGCUCCUCAACUGUCCAGCUCUCAUUGUCGUCAACAUAACGCGUCCCGUCUUUCUUUUGUAGCUAAACCAAUCGACGCCGUUGAGCAAAAUGGUAAUCCCAUGGUGGAAGACCUGAAGAAGCAACUUCGCGAGAAGGAUCUGGUCCUUACCGAUAUCCGAUUAGAAGCACUUAACUCCGCUUCCCAACUGGAAUGCCUCAAAGACACUGUGAUGAAGAUGCGCCACGAGAUGAUGAACCUUAAGCAUAACAAUGAGAGACUGCAACGGUUGGUUACCACAAGAUCCCUGGCCGGUAGCGAAGUCUCGCUUGGUCCCGUCAGCCCAAGCGGUUCGAUGGGUGAACCACGAAGGUAUAGCCUUGCUGCGGAUAAUGGAAUGGCUCGAGCACCGCUUGAACUGCCACAGAAUCUAGACGAAACAGAAGAGGACAAUAUUCCACCUGCUCCGGCGCCAGAACCUCCACCGGCUCCGCUAAGCCCGGCGAUAAUUGCUGAGCUUUCUCCAUCCAUCGAACGAGCAGCAAUGGUUACUGAAAUACUGACCACCCCUGCGGAAGAUGUAGCUGAUCCCGUGGACGGCAAGAAGAUUGCUAUUGCGGUCUAUCUUGGUCAGCCGGAAUCUUUCGCCAAAUAUGCGGAGGAAAUGAACGAAUGUGAUAACUAUUACCACUCGUCGCAGAAUGGAGACGACAUCGACGAGAAGUCAGUGUCUGAGAACGGUGAAAAAAGUCGGAAAUCGUUCUCAGGUCCACCAGAAAGCAACAAUCCUAGUCCCAAUGAGUAUAUCAUUGCCUAUACGUACAUCUCCGGGAAGACCACCUGGCAGAAUCUGGAUUACAUUGUAAGAAAAACGUUCAAAGACUAUCUGGGAAAGAUUGAUCCCGGAACCAAUCUGGGUCUCAAUACGGAUUCGAUCACGUCCUACCACCUGGGAGAAGCGAAACGUGGCCCAGAGAUGGGAUUCCCCGAGCUGCUGCCCUGUGGGUACAUUAUCGGGAACGUGAAGACGCUGUACAUUUGCCUUCAGGGUGUUGGAAGCCUAGCUUUCGAAAGUUUAAUUCUUCGCAACAUAGUGCAUAGGUACAUCUCACUGUUGACCGAGCACCGACGAUUGAUCCUGUGUGGUCCUAGUGGUACCGGAAAAUCUUAUCUGGCAAGGAAGCUGGCGGAAUUCCUGGUGGCACGAUCCGGUCGGGAUAAUCCCGCUGAAGCGAUUGCCACUUUCAACGUCGACCACAAGUCCUCCAAGGAGCUGCAACAGUACCUGGGUCACAUUGCCGAACAGGCAUCGAUGUCCGAGGGUGCCGUGGAGGAGCUUCCAGCUGUGAUAAUCCUCGACAACUUGCACCACGCCUCAGCGCUGGGCGAUGUGUUCUCCUGCUUACUAAGUGCCACCGCUGCCAAACUGCCUUGCAUCAUUGGGACGAUGUCGCAGGCGACCUGUAACACCACUAACCUACAGCUGCAUCAUAACUUCCGAUGGGUCCUGACGGCCAACCACAUGGAACCGGUGAAGGGUUUCCUCGGCCGGUACCUUCGCCGGAAGUUGUUCAACAUGGAGCUGCACUCCCAAACGCUCCAACCCCAGCUGGAGAAGGUCCUGAAGUGGCUGCCAUCCGUUUGGCAGCACAUCAACAGUUUCCUCGAAACGCACAAUAGCAGCGACGUCACCAUCGGACCCCGUCUGUUCCUGUCCUGUCCGAUGAACUUGCAGGAUUCGCAAAGUUGGUUCACCGACGUGUGGAACUACCAUCUGGCUCCAUAUCUAAUGGAAGCCGUUCGAGAAGGAGUGCAGCUAUACGGACGCCGUGGGGGAAGCUGGGUGGAUCCUUGCACCUUCGUCCGGGAAACGUACCCAUGGCCCAUUGGACCGACAACGGUGCCACAGCUAAGGCAAAUCACUGCCGACGAUGUGGGCUUGGAGGCGAGUGCUCCAGCCAAUUCCGAAAACCAGGAUCCUCUGCUGAACAUGCUUAUGCGGCUGCAGGAAGCGGCCAACUACAAUGGCAACCAGGAGCCGGACUCCGACUGUGCCAGCCUGGAUUCGAACAUGACCCACGACAGCUCGGCUGGCGCAGAUUAAAGGGAAUAAGUUUUUUCAGGAUCGAAAUUGCGAGAUAAUUUGGCACUCCAAUGGGAACAACGUACAGGUGAUGAUUAAAAACGGAGGAGGCGUGUGUGUUUUUAAUUAUAUACAAAAGCCUUCUCAUUUGUAUUGGUAAUUAAAAGGCAAAGCAAAAAUCAUUACGUUUCAAAUGAAGCGAGAGAAAAUUGAGCCAUUUUGAUCUUUUAUUUUAUUCGAAAUGAUUAAUUAGCCUGCAAUAGCAAGCAAUCAUAUAAAUUAUUAAAGUUUUACAAACUCAUCACCACUGUGUAAGUGUGCUCUCGAACAAUGGAUGAUGCAAAACUGGAACAAUGAAGCAGAAUGAACCGUGGAUGCGAAUAAUUAAUUAAAAUGUGAAGAAGUAGACAUCAAAAAUAAUAAUUAAAUUUAUCGGGAUUCAUCGGUUAUUGACAAGUGGUGUGAGGUUAAAAGUAAUUGAACAUAAAUAUGUUGUGAGUACUGCCUCCGGUAGAUGUAUUUGCAACAUGGGUUUAAAUUAAAAUGAAUGAGCUUGAGCUCAAUCGGAGUAAAUUUUGCAUUUGUAUUUCUUGAUUGGACUAAUUAAAAAAUGUAUCACCAAACUUGAUGAAUUUUUGAAACAAAUACACACGUCGACUCACCCAUUCGUUUCCUAUGAAUAAAGUUAUCAUUCAUGCUUAGAUGUUUUUUUUUUAUCGAUGAAAAAGCAGUAAAAAAAACAAGAAUGGAAACUGGAAACAAUAAUUAAUGUGUAGAACUGUGACGCACCCAAAAGUGUAACCCAACCCCUUCUGCAGCUGUUUUGUAGGAUGUCCGAAAUUGACUGACGAUGUAGAACAUGAAUGUAAAAUAAUGCUUAACACACUUGUUAGACUGUAAAUAUACACUCACAAGCGACGGGAUUCACGGCAGAAAUCUUUACACUAAGGGAACUGUUUAGCUAGAUAACGGAAUAAAUUAUAUUUAAGGAGUAAGACCAUACUCACCAAGUUAGGCAAUGUAACACUCUCUAACAUACACACACACAAAUACACCUAAGUACGCGUAUCUCAGUGUAGAUUUUUGUACCGCAUUGUAGAAUUGCUUCAAAAGCUUUAAUAUUCGACUUAUAUUUAACGCCAAUUCGGAUACUCUCACUCACAACCAUUCACUAAUACAAUAACUUAUUCUAUAUACAAGAAUAAAUUAAGUCAGAGUUGAAACAUUUCCAUUUAACUGCAAAAAUAAGCAUUAACCUCUAUGUGUUUAACAUACGUAUCAACCGACAGCUAAUCAGAGCAUGCAAUUCUGCCCCCCUUAUUCGAAAAAUUUCCAAAGAAACAUCAACCAACUUUUGUUCUACUUAGCAAGUUAAAAAAAAAGAAUCCAUUGUCUCAUUGACCAGCACUCCAAAAUCAAAACACAACCGACAUGCAUUCAUCAUCUAUCGCGCAUGACAACAAAUCUAAAAUUAUUGGCGCAAUUGCCUUGCCUGCUCGAGAAAUUGAAUUCGUCACGACCGGCGGCGGUGGAAAUUAAGGUCAACCGGUCAGCCGGGAAUGGUUUUGCGAAAUCUUAUGAAAUGGAAGCAAGCUUCGCUCAUGCGGCCGAUAGUAAAUUGUUUUAAUUGAGCUGCGUGCAAGUGCGGCACAACUUUAAACCAAACAAUUGAGGACAGCGCAGUAAAUCAAUAAACGAGAAUAAGAUUGAAGGGAAGCUGAUUGAAUCUAAUCUGUAAUAUGCCAAUUUAUUAUUACGAACUAACUAUUGAUAACUAUUGAACAUUAUUAUUAAUAUAUUGGAGAAAAGUAUUCGGAUGCGGACUACAAAAUUGGUAAAGAAGGCAAGAAGACAAAGUGCAUGCAAAGAGAAGAACAACAAUUAUUGAAGGGGAUAAACUUUAUUGCUAUAUUAUUAUACAACAAACCAGAACAUCAAUCUAUAUUAGGGGAAAAUGGACCCCAUCUUUAUUGAGUAUCGACUUCAAUAAAAAACCAACCAAUGGAACGUGAUUUAAAUUA
Ochlerotatus camptorhynchus is the source of this 10871-nucleotide messenger RNA. RefSeq names its product protein sickie-like. Gene Ontology annotation, molecular function: ATP hydrolysis activity; ATP binding; protein binding. NCBI's taxonomy places the organism in Eukaryota, Metazoa, Arthropoda, Insecta, Diptera, Culicidae. Gene Ontology annotation, biological process: nervous system development; neurogenesis. The coding region runs from base 16 to 8871 and encodes 2951 amino acids. The transcript is spliced from 19 exons. The record is from RefSeq and is a predicted model, not a curated record.